AUGGCCGACGCCAAGGAGAUCAGCCUGUCGGUGGAGGAGACGAACAGACUGCGGCUAAAGCUGGGACUGAAGCCGUUGCGCGUCGACACGGAACCUAAGGCGAAGCCCUCUCAGGAUGGCGACUCUGAGGCGGGCGGGGCUUCGUCCUCCGAUCCCCACGCGCAUCUCACAGCGGCCGAGCUAGAGGAGCGAAGGCGGCAGGCGGCGCGGCAGCUCGCCGAGCGGACUGAAGAGCGAAAGAGGAAAGCAGUUCACGCGGCGAUGACUGGUGGUCCCACCCUCGGAGAAGACGACGAUGAUUUAGACGAUCCUGCAGCCUGGGUCGCGCGGAUGAGGAAAAACGAUAAAGAGAAACGCGUUCUGGCGUCUCAAGCUCGAGUUGACGCGGCGCACUACGACGACAGCGACGACGAAUCGGGGUCGGGAGUGUCUGGGCGGCGAGGGCAGGAGUCUCCGUUACAUCCGGCGAAACGCCAUCGUGGAGCGGCGUUGGCCGCCACGGACGGCGAGCAGGCGGGCGGCGAUGUGAAGGUCGUGCACGACUUGAAGGAUUUCGCGGAGGGGGAGACGGUCGUCUUGACGCUGAAGGACUCUCAGAUCUUGACGGCCGACGGAGCGCUCAACGAGGAGAUGGACACGCUCGAGAACGUUGCGCUGGCGGAGAAGAAGAAGCUGCAGAAGCUGCUGCGGGAGAAGGAGAAGAAGACUGUGUACGACCCAACAGAAGACUGGGAAGAAGGCGAAGACGGCCAGCCGAAGAAGAAGGAGAUUCUGGAGCACUACGACGCGUGGGAGAGAGAGGAGCUCGCCGCCCAGGGAAAGGGGCCUCCGCCCGACGACGACCGGGGCUUUGUGCUGCCGAGUCUGCAGGGUCGAGAACUCGACGAGCCCGUGGAAGUCCAGAUUGAACUGCUGCGCGAGAGACAGAGGCUCGUGGAGCGCGAGAAGCAGAAGGUCAUGGGUCUCACGUCGCUCGCCGCGUACCACAGCGACGGGAUCGCGCUGACUGGGGCGAACCUCAGUCGGCAAAAGUACGACGCUUCGGGACCGUCUUCAGUCGUCCUCGGCGGCGAGCGCGAGGCGGCCGCGCGCGCAGACGGAGGCGCCGGCGAGGCGGUUGCGUUCCGCAAGCUGAAGAAGAAGAAGAAGAUCCAAAAGAAGAAGCAGGGGGCCGAGUUCUGGAAAGAGCUCCUCGGAGGAAAACCUCAAGAGGAAGAGGACGAAGAGAAGGAGGCGCAGGACGACGAGAUCAAACCUGCCGCAGGCGGCAAACCGCGAAAGGCCGAUCGACACCACGGGUCGCGCGGGGAGAGACGCGAAAGAGACAGCAAGAAAGCAGACUCGCAGAAACAACACGUCCGCGAGGCGCUGGAAGCUGCGGAAACAGCCACCAAACAUGUCAGUCCCCAGCCGACUUCUUCCUCGUCUCGGAGAGAACGCGAAGGGAAAGACGAAGGGAGCGACAGGCGAAGCCGAGGGAAAGAAGGCUCUUCGCGUGUGGAGAAAGCAGAGAGAGAAGGCAUGGAAGAAGACGUGGAAGACAGCGAGGUGGACGACCUCGCGGCGGCAGACAGGGAGCUUCAGGAAAGCCUGGAAAAGCAGAGACGCCUCGCCUGUCUGAAGCUGCGUGAACAGGAGACAGAGGACGCGCAGGCGAAAACCCCGCAAGUACGGCUUCUCAGCCUUCUUCGCAGCCAGGCAAAAGGCAGGGUCGUCGAAGCGGACCAGCUGCCGGUCGACGGGUCGUCCUCGCCGUCGAAAGGAAAAGAUGCGUGGGCUGCGGCGCCUCGCGACCGCCGAGCCGGCUUCUCGGCGACGUCGGAGGCCCCAGCUGAAGACGAGGAAGACGAGACGCAAGGCCUGCAGCUGAGCACGACGACGGAAUUCUGCCGCGCCAUCCAGACGCCUCUGGAGAAGCUUCAAAGCAUGAAGCAGGAACCCUACGGCAGUUCCCGACAACGCCAAGAGAAGCCCGCGCAUGCACAGCAGCCAAGGGGAGAGAAGCGGUCCAAGUCGAAUGAGACGGCGAAGGAAGAAGGAGAAGACAGCGACACGGGCGAUCGGAGCGAAGAGCGUCGGAACAAGGAGAAGGACGAGGACUCGUCGGAAGAGGAGGAAGACCUAGAGUUCUCGCUUGACCCUCUCGGGUCCUCUCUUGCUCCUGUUUCGCUCCCUUUCCCCUAUUCAGUCCUUUUGCUUUUGGUGCCGUCGGGUGUCUCUUUCAAGACUGGCUUCAUGAACGAAAAUCCCAUGGGCCACGGCCUGGCCGAAGCACUGAAAUAUCUUCAGAGCAAAAACCACUACUCGCUGGACAAAAUGCGGCAACGGCGCCACCGCCCAGACGAGCUUCCACUCCACAAGCCCCUGGGGGAGAAGGACAUUAAGAUUGACCAUCGCGACCGAUAUGGGAAUGUCAUGACGCCGAAAGACGCCUUCCGUGAGAUCUCCUGGCGCUUCCACGGAAAAUACCCCAGUCUGAGGAAGCAGGAGAAGAAGAUGAAAAAGAUGGACAUCGAGCGGAAGCUACUGCAGAAUCCGAUGGAGGCGCUGCCUACUUUAAAUGCGCUCCAAAGACUGCAGGAGAAGGAGAAGGCUUCUCACCUGGUUCUCACUGGCGGAUCGAUGGACUAG
Neospora caninum is the source of this 2631-nucleotide messenger RNA. RefSeq names its product os02g0511500 protein, related. Gene Ontology annotation, cellular component: U4/U6 x U5 tri-snRNP complex. NCBI's taxonomy places the organism in Eukaryota, Apicomplexa, Conoidasida, Eucoccidiorida, Sarcocystidae. The record is from RefSeq and is a predicted model, not a curated record. Gene Ontology annotation, biological process: maturation of 5S rRNA; mRNA cis splicing, via spliceosome. Bases 1 to 2631 code for a protein of 876 amino acids. The transcript is spliced from 11 exons.